AUGUCCGAUCUUCGCACUAAGAACGGAACUUCCUCUGGAUCUACAUGCCCAGGCUGUGGCCGGAGGUUCUCACCGUCGGGGCUGUCUUUGGCGCGAACAAGUGACCCUCGAUGUCGACAACUCCUUGACGGUCUCCCUCCCCUGCCUCUCGAUCCUGACGACGAAGACUUGGUGCCCCUCCUCCCUAUCCCAGUUCAGCCGUUUGAGGGCGACUUCUUUGGGGAUUACUCCCCUGGCGACUUCGACCAAUUCAUCGACCCAGAAGCUGCCUCUGACUCAGAACAUGAAGAGCUUGGGCCCAUCAUCGACCUGCCUCCGCUCCAUAGUCCCUUCACCAUUGAAGAUGAUGACGACGCUAUUGCCACUGCCCAGGUCAUGGACCAGACCCAGGCCAAAUCCAGCUACAGGAGUCCUCCGCAAUCUCGACAACGUCGGGUCAUCGCAGAGCACACCGUUCAAGACCACAGACAGACGUAUGUCAAGCCAUUCCCUCUCUCCUCCGCUGCUGCACCACUUCGACGGACGCGGGUCUCCGAAGCCCCUCGAUGGAACCAAGGCUACGACACCUAUGAAGCUCAGAUCAAAGACGGUGCUCCAUCUUUGAAUCCCUUCGCCCCAUUUGCCUCGAAGCUGGAUUGGGAUGUUGCCAAAUGGGCGAAGACUCGAGGGUCGGGCUCUACCGCUUUUACUGAUCUACUCACAAUUGAAGGCGUAGCACAACGGCUCGAGUUAUCUUACAAGAACUCUCGUGAGCUCAAUCGCCUCAUCGACGAAGAACUGCCCUCUGGACGACCACCUUUCCAUCGGCAUGAGAUAGAGGUCGGAGGGGAGAAGUUCGAGGUCUUCUUCCGAGACGUUCUGCUAUGCAUCAAGGCGCUUUUUGGCGACCCGGAGUUCGCCCCUCUCCUUCUUCUUACCCCUGAGCAGCACUACACGGACGAAUCCCGACAAGAGAGGGUUUAUUUCGAUAUGAAUACCGGGAAGUGGUGGUGGGUGCAACAGAAGCGACUGGAGGAGUUAAACCCGGGUGCAACUGUCAUUCCCGUGAUCAUCAGCUCCGACAAGACCCAGCUUACUCAGUUUGGAAACAAGACUGCGUACCCCGUUUACCUCACAAUCGGGAACCUGCCCAAGUCCAUACGUUCAAAACCGUCUCGUCGUGGUCAGAUCCUGCUUGCCUACCUCCCCACCACCAAGCUCUCUCACAUCAAGGGGACUGCUUCUCGUCGACGCUCCCUUGCCAACCUCUUCCAUGCCUGCCUAGCUCGCGUCCUCGCUCCACUUGGGGCUGCAGGCCAGGACGGCAUACCCGUUACGAGCGGCGACGGGAUCACUCGACGAGGCCACCCGAUUCUUGCCAGCUACGUCGGCGACUACCCAGAACAGGUCCUAAUAUGUGGAUGCAAGACGGGAGAGUGCCCGAAAUGCCCAAUCCCACGCAACGACGUCGGCGAAGAUUGUGACACCUCCCGUGCUCUCCGUGACAUAUCGCGCGUCUUUGCCGCCUUGGAUACCCUCAAUCAAGGCCCGCGGACCUACACCAAGGCGUGCAAAGAUGCUGGCAUCAAGCCGAUCUUCCACCCUUUUUGGGAGCGCCUGCCUUUUUGCAACAUUUUCAUGGCCAUCACGCCCGACAUCCUACAUCAGCUGCAUCAAGGCGUUCUCAAGCACGUCAUUUCCUGGCUUCAAACUGCUUACGGAUCUGACGAGAUCGAUGCUCGAUGC
Molecule: messenger RNA, 1725 nt
Organism: Epithele typhae
Lineage: Eukaryota; Fungi; Basidiomycota; Agaricomycetes; Polyporales; Epitheliaceae
Exons: 5
Source: RefSeq, a predicted model, not a curated record